Molecule: messenger RNA, 762 nt
Organism: Beta vulgaris subsp. vulgaris (sugar beet)
Lineage: Eukaryota; Viridiplantae; Streptophyta; Magnoliopsida; Caryophyllales; Amaranthaceae
Exons: 1
Coding region: 1-762 (253 amino acids)
Source: RefSeq, a predicted model, not a curated record
AUGGUGUUUGUUCGAAUUCAGCCUACCACCAAUGGUAGAAUCAUAUUAGCAUGGAAUGCUUCAUCUUUCCAUGUUAAUAUAUUAGCUAUGUCAGCUCAAGUUAUUCACUGUAUGGUAGAAGUGGUGAGUAACAAAACAAAAUUUUUCUGUACAGUUGUUUAUGCUUUCAAUCAGGCUGAGAAAAGAGGAGGUCUAUGGAAGGAUUUGGUGGAUUUUGAGUCAAAGGUGAAGCUCCCAUGGUGUUUAGGUGAUUUUAACUGUAUGAUGAAUAGAGAGGAAAGGAUGGGAGGGAAUUCGAGAGAAGCUGAUCUUUUGCCCCUGAGGGAAUGUGUGGAUAAAUGUGGCUUGAGUGAUCUCAAAUCAACUGGGGCUUUCUACACCUGGAACAAUAAACAAGAAGGUGAAGCCAGAGUGUUUAGUAAGCUAGAUAGGGCAUUAUGUAAUGAGAAAUGGCUGGAGGUUUUUCCCACUUCUGAAGCUUGGUUCAUGCCUGAAGGUUUGUUUGACCAUAGCCCAAUCAUGGUCAGAGUUCAUAAGGAGAUAAUGCAGGGGAAUAAACCUUUUAUGUAUUACAAGAUGUGGAGCAAUGCCCCUGAUUUUCAGAGAAGAGUUAGGGAGGCUUGGUCUUUACAAGUUACUGGUACUACCAUGUUUAGUGUAGCACAAAAGUUGAAGAAUGUGAAGAAGGAAAUGAAGAAGCUGAACAAGGAAGGGUUUGAUAGCAUUCAAAUAGCAGAUGCACAGCCUAUGAGAAGCUGUUAG